UCCAAAAUCGAUAGAAAUUGAGGCUUUGCACUGCGACCUAUAGUCUAUUGUGCCCUUCCCUAUACUACAUAUCGUCAAAAAGGUCCAGCAUCCUGAACAACUCAAGUAACCUGCUGGGCGCGACUAAGAAGAUGUGAUCCCUGUCCACAUAAAUGGACCUUAGGGCCUUGAGCCUGCUUCUGCAAAUUGCUGGGCAAUCCAGAAUUAGGUCUUCUGGAGUUUUCUGGCUCAUGUCGCAGAACAGGCUAUUCGUCUUUUGUGUUAUCAAUAAACUCCUAAAAGGGGAUGACCAAAUUCAUAUAGAUCAAUGAGGCAUUUUGAAUUUAUCACAAUCCAAUCAACUUCGCUAGGUUCGGCAAAGGUGUGUCUACCGAGAAAUUCUAAUCUCAGUCUGGCAAAAGCCGGGCAAUAGAGAAUAAAAUCAAACGAUGAUUGGCAAGACUGGUUUUACUGUGAGUCAGACGUUCGGAGGACCUUUUACGGUUCACUCUGAUCUAGAAGGAUCUCGCAGUCGCGCCAGAACUUGGUGUGUUCACUUAAGGUCCCAAGGUCAAACGCCAGAUCACAUCGGAAACCCGACUGGCUUCUAAUCGGAUGAAAUUGGGAAAAUUGUGGUCUCUCUAGCAAAGUCGUCGGCCUUCCAAUUUCCUUCGAUUCCGCUGUGAACGGUUAUCCAUUGAAAUCUAAUAUGGAAGAAGCUUGCCAAGUUUUGAGUUUACAGUGCGCGAGUUCAAAGCUAUUGUAGCCGUUCGGCUAUCAGAGUAAAUGUACGUUUUUCUGAGGUUACUCUACCGCAUCCGCUUCAAAUACAAUACUGUGACUUGACCAAAGAUGCCACCACCUUCCCUUCCUCUUAACUUCAAUCCAUCCGUGAAAACUUCACUGCACCUCUUCUUUCGAGUGCCCUCCACCAAAACACGACUUUAUAAAAUAUUACCAAACUUAACCACGGUUUUAUAGAGCCAGAACACCGCUUUUGGUGAGAGGCCCCACCUCUUUCCAAUUGGUCUUCUACAAAAGUGUACAUUAAGGAGAGUGAGCUUGAUGUUUGGCUUCCAUGAGAACUUUCUAUCAAGGAUAAGCCUCAAGUACUUCACCUAACGAUUGAAGAAUAGAACCUUCCAACGAUGAAAGAGUAACCUCAGGGAUUCUGUAUAUUCCACUUAAAAACCAGCUCAAUUUCAUCAAAGCAACCUUAAUUAAUUAUUUCAAAUAUUUCUGAUGCUUACAGAUACCAUAUGAAAUAACAACUGCUUGAGACCAUAGUUUACUAUGCUACCAAAUACGAUUAGUCAGGACCGCGGCAAGGACUGGACCAGUCUGCAUGAGGCUGCCGCCAAUGGCAACGAGGAAAUGCUGCAGACGCUACUCGCUGGCAAUGCAGAACCCACCGCCAAGGAGACCAAAUUAGGCAAUACACCGCUGCAUGAAGCGGCAUCGCGUGGCUACAGCCGCUCGGUAAAGUUGCUCUGCGCACCCAAACCUAACACGAAACCGCCACCGAAGAGUAAGCAGAAGCAAGAGGCAACGAAACAAAGUCGUGGCACAUUACAAAAUGCAACGCUGGGCUUACAAAACUUUGCCGGUUUUACCGCCUUACAUUUGGCGGCACAAAACGGACAUAAUCAAAGCUGCAGAGAGCUGCUAAUGGCUGGCGCCAAUCCAGAUAUUGAGAAUUAUUAUGGCGACUCGGCGCUGCACACGGCCUGUCGGUACGGACACGCCGGCGCCGCACGCAUUUUACUCUCCGCCUUCUGCGACGUCAACAAGAAGAAUCUCAAUGGCGACACACCCUUGCAUAUAACCAGCGCCAUGGGCAGGCACAAAUUGUCGCGCAUACUUCUGGAAGCCGAGUGUGAAAUCAAUAUACGCAAUUCACAAGGCGAGACGCCGCGCGAUAUAGCAAUACGUAAGGGGUUCGGCAAAAUAUUGGACAUUUUAGACAAUCCACAUCGCAUACGCAAUAAGAAAGGCAAACCGGCAACGGGUGAAGAGGAUAAGACGAAAGCAGCGCCCUGCACGUCUAAAACACAUGCGAAUGAGGUCAGUUGGUCGCCAUACGGUUGUCAUUACUUUCCCGAUAUGCGCGCAUUUCCAUCGCCAAAACUGGAGACACUACCCAAAGAGCCGCUGAAGCGCGGCGAACAAUACUAUUUGGACCUCGCCGGACAUAUACGCAAGGGACCGAUCGGUAUCGGUAAUAUCUGUUACUGCGGUCCGUUCUUCAAGCACAUCGAGGAUAAGAUCAAUUCGAAUAAGCGACAUUUACGCAAAUACGUACACACUGCCAAGGAACAUUUGGACGAUAAGGUGCAAGCUUUGGCGGCGCGUACAAAUCAUCAAAUUGAAAAGUUAACGCGCACCAUGAUCGCCGAUCGUGUGGAAUGUCAAACUCGACGUUUAUAUUUGGAGAACUAUUUGAAACGUGGCGAUCCCUUGCGUUUAACGGCGGACGUUACGACGCGUGGAAGAGAGGCACGUGAAAUGUGCGACACCUUGAAACGCUGUCGAAGUCUUGAGUUUCUGGAGAAAGUCGACAUGUCGGAGGGUAAGUUGGCGAACUCGCGCAGUUACGAUCUGCUCGAUGCGAAUGCGAAUGCACCGGAAGUAGUUGUCGAAGACCGUAUGAAUGAAGCGCGGUGCUGUCCACACUCCACUGAGUUACAAAAUCAUUCGAAUGAAGACUCAAACAAUGAGUUUUAUGAUGUCUCGAAGCGUUUGGGUAGUUUGCUGGCAAAGACGAGCCCAUUUCUGACAGUGCCCGCGCACGCAGUACCAAAUUCACCGACCAAAGCAACAGCGGAAGCAUUGGAAAUAGACGCGGAUGACGGUGGACUGACCACGCGUCUGCAAAAUAUGCAUUUGAGUCCAUCGAAUAGUGAGGCAUCGAAUAUCACACCGGCGCAGCUGAGUUCCGAAACUGGCGCGAUAUCGAGCCCCGACUACAAUUGUAAUUUCCGUACGCCGCAUGGCGCGACGAAACGUAAAGCUUUUGCGGCGUCGACAGAAGAAGCUGCAACCACAGCAUCAUCAUCGAUGGCGUCACCAGCCGAACGUACACAAUACAGAGAUAAACCGAUUACUAACUACGGUAAUGAAAGACAGCUGGAGUACUUGUACAGCAUACAGAAGCGCGGUAGCGUCAUACAGAAUGUGAUAAGCGCAUUGCGCAAAAGUCAUCAAAGAGCCGAUGAUAGUUUGGUGUUGGCUAAGACACGCAACGAAUCAGAGUACACACAAGAGGAUAAGCUGGGCUAUAAAGAUGAACUCUUUCAGGUGCAACGUUCGGCGGAAUGUGAAAGCAAAGAGGCGGCGAUGUUGAAAGAGGUCGGCUUGCCACUUGAAAAUUUGAGCGUGAGCACGCAUGCCUUCGCAAUGAAGGGUCGAGACUUUAACGAAAUGCAACGCUUACAAACACAAAUUGGUGAAUACACGACACCAACAUACAUCGAGCAGGAGGAGGCGCGUUAUCAGGAUUCCUCCUACACGGAAAGUCAUCCGGGCGAAGAUUGUUUGGAUUCCUUGGAAAGCGUACAGCAACACGCGUCACAACAAUUUACCGGUACGAAUAAUGCGCCAUUAUACGCGCAACAAAUUUUUGACAAAGUCGGUGUAGCGACUCAUGGCUCAACGCCCUCACACGCCACAGACUCACCGGAUUCGCAGAAUUAUGUUUUUCAGACAAACUACUGGCCCGAACGUUAUGUGCCGAAAGACGCCUACUUUCAUGAUUUGUCACAACGCAAAUGCAAGGUUGCACAACCAAAUGUUGCAACCACAGCCGCUUCAAUAACAAAACCGUCAACCGAAGAGGCUACGGCAUACACGAAUGCUUUGCCGAAGUUCAAGGUUGCUAAUGCGGUAAAAAGUAUAGAGAAGCUUAAUGGUCAAGUGCUGGCGAAUACUUAUAUACGUGAUCCCACCGUUAGGAGUAGUCUCAAAGCCAAAUCUUUUGUGGUGCCUGCAGUUGUAAGCGUAAGCCCGAAGAGUUGCACCGCUUGUACCGAAGCGAUUUGUAAUGGAAAUUGCACUUAUGAUGAAUCGCUGAAUAUGAUACGCGAGCCUCGUGUUCGGCGCCCAAUUCGCGAGGAGGAACAAAAUGAGGCAGUGCCCAUUGGCUUCACGACAACACAAUCGGCGAGUUUGAACGAAACUGGCACAAUAGUUCAUAAUGGCUUAGGACCCUACAGCUCUUACAGUCACGACGAAGCUGGUGCACUCGCUGGCAAGACCAGCCGGCUGCCGGCAGCGGGCUUCUAUGCGAGUAAUGUGUCUAGUUUGGUCUGACGUUGCUAUUAAUCCUAAAAUUUGUAUAGUGUUUAAAUAUUGUAUUAUAUUAUUAGGUAUGUGAUCCUAAGUUAUGUAGGGGUGUCCAAAUAAUUGUAGAACGUAAAAAAUAUUG
Messenger RNA from Bactrocera latifrons, 4402 nucleotides. RefSeq lists its product as uncharacterized. NCBI's taxonomy places the organism in Eukaryota, Metazoa, Arthropoda, Insecta, Diptera, Tephritidae. Bases 1273 to 4287 code for a protein of 1004 amino acids. The transcript is spliced from 3 exons. The record is from RefSeq and is a predicted model, not a curated record. Gene Ontology annotation, molecular function: protein binding.